Molecule: messenger RNA, 5954 nt
Organism: Coregonus clupeaformis (lake whitefish)
Lineage: Eukaryota; Metazoa; Chordata; Actinopteri; Salmoniformes; Salmonidae
Product: SR-related and CTD-associated factor 8
Exons: 20
Coding region: 108-4160 (1350 amino acids)
Cellular component (GO): nucleus
Molecular function (GO): RNA binding
Source: RefSeq, a predicted model, not a curated record
UUGGCAAUCUCCUCCAUCUCACCAAACUAGAGCAUGUAUGCAUCAAGCCGGUUGUUGAGAACAAUAUAAACAUUUUACAGCUUACAACGAACCCCAAAUACAAGACCAUGGAGGCAGUCAAAGCAUUCAACGGCGAGCUCUACUCGCUGAAUGAGUACAAGCCUCCGAUCUCCAAGGCCAAGAUGACCAAUAUUACCAAGUCUGCAAUAAAAGCUAUAAAAUACUACAAACAUGUUGUCCAGAGUGUGGAGAAGUUCGUUCAGAAAUGCAAGCCAGAGUACAAGGUCCCAGGCCUGUAUGUCAUGGACUCCAUCGUGCGGCAGUCACGGCACCAGUUUGGCCAGGACAAGGAUGUGUUCGCCCCACGCUUCAGCAAAAACAUCAUCGGAACCUUCCAGUACCUCUACCGCUGCCCCUCAGAUGACAAGAGUAAGAUUGUCAGAGUCCUCAACCUGUGGCAGAAGAACGCCGUCUUCAAGAGUGACAUCAUCCAGCCGCUGCUGGACAUGGCUGCAGGACUGCCCCCUCCCAGUGUCACCCCCGUCAUGACCAGCAGGGAUGCUCCGGUCAACAAUGCUACGCCUGGUACCCCAGCGACCCCGGCCACUCCAGCAAACAUCGUGUCCAGUCUGCCUGACUGGGCGUCUCAGUUUUCCAACACUGACACUGUAGCUGCUGUGGCCCAGAUCCUGCAGAGUCCACAGGGACAACAGCUCCAGCAACUGGUGCAGAGUCUGCAGAUGCAGCAGCAGAAGCCCCAGCCGUCUCUGCUGCAGGCGCUGGAUGCAGGCCUGGUGGUCCAGCUGCAGGCACUGACGGCCCAGCUCACUGCAGCCGCCUCAGCCAACCCCAUGCAUCUCAACCCGCUGGACCAGAGGGUCUCCUCCUUCAACAAGAAAAUGUUGGGUCAUUUUGACUUUGGAAACGAUUCAGAACGCUCUGAAGACUCCAAAAAGGACUCGCAAUCAUCCCAGAUGCCCAUGGUGUCUGACUCCAUCUUCCACCAGCUGGCUGAGCAGCUGCAGCAGCAGAACCUAGAGCAGUUCCAGAAGCAGCUCAUGGAGCACCAGCAGCACCAGCAGAAGGAUGGAAUCUUUGGGUCUGAGAACACACUCCAGCAGAGCAGCAGCCAAUCACAGCACCCGGAGCCAGACAACAAGAUGGACGACUCCAUUGACAACCAGCAGCAGGACAUGGACAUGGACCUGGAUGACGGGCCAGAGAUGGACGAAGAGAUCUUCGAGCCAGAGGACAAGAAGUCAAAGACGGUUGACACGCAGUCAAGAACACGGUCCAGGUCACGAUCGAGAUCUCCCAGGAAGAGACGGUCCAGAUCACGGUCAGGCUCUCGGAAACGUAAACAUCGCAAGCGAUCGCGGUCACGCUCCAGAGAGCGGAAGAGGAAGUUGUCGCGGUCCUACUCCAGCGAGAGACAUGCCCGCGAGCUAGAGAAAGAGCGUCAGAAGAAAGGACUGCCUCCAAUCCGAUCCAAGUUUCUCAGUGUGUGCAGCACCACUCUGUGGGUGGGACAGGUGGACAAGAAGGCCACUCAGCAGGACCUCACCAACCUGUUUGAAGAGUUUGGUCAGAUUGAGUCUAUCAAUAUGAUCCCUCCUCGUGGCUGUGCCUACAUCUGUAUGGUCCACAGACAGGAUGCCUACCGCGCCAGACAGAAACUCAGCACUGGUUCAUACAAGAUCGGCUCCAAGGUCAUUAAGAUCGCGUGGGCGCUGAAUAAGGGAGUGAAGCAGGAGUAUAAGCAGUUGUGGGACAUGGACCUGGGGGUCACCUACAUCCCCUGGGAGAAGGUCAAGCUGGACGACCUGGACGGCUUCGCUGAGGGAGGCAUGAUCGACCAGGAGACUGUCAACGCCGAGUGGGAAGCAGCCAAAAAUGCGCCAGAGCCGGUGAAGGAAGCGGUGAGCCAGGCGGUGAGCGCUGAACCCAUGGCAGCCACCAACACCCAACAGACCCAACAAAAGGCCUUCAUCCAACAGGUCUCCAUGAUGCCUGUGCAGCUCCCUGUGGCCCAGGCUGUCCCUGCUGGGGGUCUUGUUCCUCCAUCAUUCCCUGUUUCCAUGGCAAUGCCCCCGCCAGGCUAUGGCCCCCCGCCCACCUUCCUCAGAGCAGGGUUCAACGCCUCCCAGCCUCCUCCAGGUUUUAUGCAGGCAGCAGGUGUUCCUCAGCAAGCAGGCAUGGGCUCAGCUCCUACAUCUCUGGUGCAGCCCUCCAUGUCGCAGGCUCAGGACAGCAUGAAGGACUCCCCGUACGGAGCCACUGUCCCGGGAAGCUUCAUGCCCUCUGCCAUCCCUGGACAAGGGGUCUUCAACCCGCUUCAACCUGGAGUCCAGACGCAGCAAGGAGCCAAUGACAAGACGGGCCAGUCUGCUGAUGGCAUGGACGCCGCUGCAGAGUUAGUACUGCAAGGUAUGCAAAAUGCAAUGAGUCGUCGUAUGGGUCUUCUGGGGAUGCACCCCUCAGCCUCCCUCACCCACCCCCUGCACCAGCAGGGCCUGCCUGGCCAGAGGAUGCCUGGGCUGAUGCCACUGGACCUCCGGCCUAGUAUGCUCCAGGGAGCCGGGGCCCGCUUCCCCCUCCUGAUGCAGCAGGGCCUGUCCCAACAGAGCCUCCUGGACGCCUCCCUCCAUGCACAGGCCCGCGCCAGAGCGGCCUCCCAGAUGGACCACUUCAACAGGGCCGAGGGGGCCUUCAACCGGGGACCCAACCCCCCAAACGAAAGCAUGUCUAAGGCGGAGGACGAGCCUUCCUCUGGGGCAGACGACAGCCAGCAGGGGGGGGACCAAGACUACCGCUUCCCCCCGCCCCAGGAGAAGCAGAGCACGGGCCUGCUGAGGACACCUCCCCCGGAGCACAGAGAGUCCAUGGGUGGAGGUGGACGUGGUGGGGGAGCUGGUGGUGGGGGUAUGGGCGGAGGAGGAGGCAGGCCCGCCCUGCUCCAGACCCCAGUGAGGGAGCCAGCUAGAGACAGCGUGGUAGGGCGGCUUCAGGCCCUCGCCGGCUUCACCCCCCAGACCCAGAGUCGCUGGGGGCCACCUAGAGGGGACUUUGAUGAGCGUGAAAUGCGGGGCUCACCGGCCGGGGUCUCCAAGGGCUUCCAGGAGGAGCGCCCUGGCUCCAACCAGGGGCAGAACUUCCCCAACCGAUUUGAGAACCAGAACCGCUCUGGGGCAGCAGGAGGGGCAGGAGGAGUAGGUGCUGUUGGUCCUGGUGGCGGGGGUGUUGGAGGGGGCCCGGCGUGGAGUCGUGGUGGAGCUAAUGCUGCAGCACCGUUCGCUGAUGCUGACAUGCCCCAGGACUUGGAUGAACGCAGGCACCCUUGGGACAGGCAGCAACGGGAGAGGGACGACAGGGAAUUUGACUUCAGGAAGGAGAUGAACGGCAACCGCCGUGAGAGAGAUAGCCGCGAGAAAGACCGGGAGAGAGAGAGGGACCGGGAGCGAGAAAGGGACCAUGGCCGUGAGCGUGGCAACCGUGAACGAGAGCAGGAGUGCGACCGGGAGAGAGAGCGUGAAAAGGAGAGGGAGAAGGAACGUGAGCGGGACCGUAACAAGCGUGGAGCCUGGACACCUCUUCUCCCUCUACCACAACCCCUACUUCCUACUCCCUCCCUGACCCCAACCCUCUCCCUGACCCAUGGCAAACCUCAGGCCCUGCUGCAACUACAGUCCAGGCUUCAACCUAAACCUGGACUCCUAACUAAACCGGGUCUGCUUCAAACUCCAACCCUCCUAACUCGGUCAACAUCUCAAGCCCCAACCAAGUCCCUUCAAGCCCCAUCCCAGUCUCCAACUCAAGCCAAGAAUGAAGCCAUCCCUGGUCCUGAGCCCCAGGCAGAGUCCCAGUCCUCUACCCAGACCCAUGCUACCCCCAAGUCUGAGUCCUCACCCCAGACCCAAUCCUCUCCUCAGAACCAGUCAUCACCCCAAAACCUGGCUUCCCCUCAGGCCCAAUCGCCGCCCCCUGCACAGUCGCCACCCCAGGCCCUGUCCCCACCACGGGCACAGUCGCCACCCCAGGCCCUAUCCCCACCACGGGCACAGUCCCCACCCCAGGCCCUGUCCCCACUCCAAGCCCUGUCCCCACCCUGGGCACAGUCGCCACACCAGGCCCUGUCCCCACAGGCCCCCCUGCACCCUUGAGGAGAUCACUGACACAGCCAGAGUGAAACCCCUUUGGGCCAACAAGCCAGAGAAACCCCAGGAGGAACCAAUGGAAGAGCCUGAACCCAUAGAGGAACCUCCAUCUCAGUGGGUCUAUGGGACGGGGUCGAGGAUGGACACUGACAUAGUGGCUGAGCCCACCCCUACCCUCUCCCCCACUCCUGCCCCCCUCUCAAUGUCACCGGUCCUCACACACAGUCCUGAGGAACCCCAACGCCUGCCGGAGCCCCUGGACGUGCAGCAACCACCACAACAUGCCUCCUCCUCCUUUUCCUCCUCCCCUAAGGACAAUGGACUGAGUGAGCCGAUGGAGGAAGCUGAGAAACAGCCAGUGGUAGAGCAAACAGACACUGAGGGGACAAUCAUCACUCAGUAGGUAAAGAUCAUUUUGUAAAGUUGUCUCUUCUCUGUAGUCAUGUCAGCCACCCACAGGACCCUGGGUAGUAAUGUGCAUAAUAUUGUCUGAUGACCUAACAACUGAUUUUAUUUCUCACAUAACGGUGUACUUCAAUAGAUGGCUCGCUAGCUGAUUAAAUGGUAGGUGAUUUAUGUUUUUCAUUCUUUUAUUUGUUUCUUUUUUUAGUUGUAAUGCCACCCCACGAUUUGAAGCUGGGUGAAUUUUUAAUGAAAAUUGCUUGCCAAAAUGUUUGAAUUGUAAAUGAGCAAAAAUUGCUUUGACCUUCCUAUGGAAGAGUGUAAGGAUCCUGGCUGUUUCCAAUGGAUUGAAUCCAGAUUACGGAAUACUUGAAAACUGCAGUCGCUGGCCUGUUUUGUCUCUUCUUUUAAAAUAUGCUGCAGCAAAGUUUUAAAUGAAUGCCUUUAUGGUGUCCUAUAUGCUUCUUGUCUAUAGGCAGAAUAUAGCCUACGUACAGUAAGAACAUCCUAAAAGAUGAAAAACAUGACCUGUGUUAUCCCCAAAAUAAAUGUCUGUGAUUUGCUCAUCAUAAUGCAGUGAUUCAAAGGACAAAGUAAGCCAGAGAUAUAUAAAAAAAAAAAAAGAUGGAUGGAUGUUGGGUGCAUUCUGUUUUAGUUUGAAAUAAACGUGCUUUGUUUGUUAACAAAUGCUUUAGGACUGUAUUUUCUGACCCAGGACCAGUGGAGUAAUGUUUUACAGACUAUAUGCUUUUUGUGGUGGUGUCACAUACAAACAGCUGUGUCACUGCAGUAGUUAGGCCAUUGACUUGAUGUUGUCGUACCCCAUUAAGUCAGGCAGGAUGUUAAAGUGCCUGUACUUUGACAUCAAUCUAGUCUAUCUAAACCGCUCUUUAGUUUGUUUGCGACCAUGGAUUCAUUUGUUAUGUUAGUUUCUGCUCACUCUGUACUUCGCUAUGCUUUUGUUGGGUGGGUGACUAUUUGGGAUCAGAUUGUGCCUUCUUGUUUUGAUUAUUGUUCAGCGUAAUGCCACCAAAUACACCACACUAUCUUCAAAGUGCUGCUUUGAUUUCCCUGAGACUGUACAACCCCUCAGAGAGACAGCAGUCUGUCCAGCAAGCUGUCAACACAGACACUGAUCUCCUUUGUCUGUGUGAUCAUAGCUGGGCAGCCUAUACAGCCCUUAGCCUAUGUGUAGGGGGAACCAACUACGGUAGUCUGUUUACUCCAUCGUUGUGUGCAUGCCGGCCUGUAGCCAUUUAUUCUCCUUUGUCUUGUUCACGUCAUACUUCUUCAGUACAUUUCUGUUGAGACACUAUACGAUCAGGACAGGUUCAAUAGUCUGAAGUUCUCUCAGACAAGCAAAUGUUAUAAGAGUUUAAUAAAGUUGAAGGUAAAUCA